Molecule: messenger RNA, 577 nt
Organism: Aspergillus brunneoviolaceus CBS 621.78
Lineage: Eukaryota; Fungi; Ascomycota; Eurotiomycetes; Eurotiales; Aspergillaceae
Product: huntingtin-interacting protein K
Exons: 2
Coding region: 121-552 (143 amino acids)
Biological process (GO): protein stabilization; negative regulation of apoptotic process
Source: RefSeq, a predicted model, not a curated record
GGUGCUUGUGAUAACCACUAGGUAUCUUCAAACAUGGGCUUGGAAUAUACCCUCCAAUCUGACAACAACAACAACAACAACAACAAGAAAUAACCGAACCAACUAACCAACCAAUCAAUCAUGUCCGACUCCAUCCCCUCAGCGCACGCCGACCCCGACGCCGCGGAGCAACCGCUCCCCGCCAACGCCGAGGACCGCAAAGCCGCCGCCGCCCUCUCCUCCCUCCAUACCAACGAGAUCGCCGCCACCGACUCCCCGACCAGGCUGCCCUCAUCCGCUGACCAGGAGGCGCUGGGCAAGGCCAUGAGUCGUCUCGAGAUCGCAGCCGGUCACCCUGCGGGCAAGAAGCGGGCGGGGACGACGCAGCAGAGUAAGGAGGGAGGGGAGCCGGUGAAGAAGAAGGCGGUCAAGGUCAGCGCCGACGAUGUCAAUCUUCUGGUGGAUCAGUUGGAUUUGAAUAAGCUCAGAGCCACGGAGCUGUUGAAGGCCCAUGAGGGGAAUGUUGCGCAGGCAAUCAAGGCGUUCAUUACGCCUGCGACGCUUGCACGUUGAGGCUGCUGGUCAGUCGGGUUUGAAA